Perognathus longimembris pacificus (Pacific pocket mouse) is the source of this 1432-nucleotide messenger RNA. It is a transcript of the gene B3gnt8, whose product is annotated as UDP-GlcNAc:betaGal beta-1,3-N-acetylglucosaminyltransferase 8. The transcript is spliced from 2 exons. The record is from RefSeq and is a predicted model, not a curated record. Lineage: Eukaryota; Metazoa; Chordata; Mammalia; Rodentia; Heteromyidae. Gene Ontology annotation, cellular component: membrane. Bases 109 to 1284 code for a protein of 391 amino acids. Gene Ontology annotation, molecular function: protein N-acetylglucosaminyltransferase activity.
GGCGGACUCGGCCGGGGCAGCGCGGAGGGAGCCCCCGCAGGGCCUGACCCGAGGCCCGGCCGCGCCAGACCCAGAGCUCCCCAGGUGGCCGACUGCCCUGGCCGGGUCAUGCGCUGCCCCAAGUGUCUGCUCUGCCUGUCAGCGCUGCUCACGCUCCUGGGCCUCAAGGUGUACAUCGAGUGGACAUCGGAGUCCCGGCUCAGCAAGGCCUACCCCGGGGCACGGAGCACCCUGGCCGGCCCCACGUCAGCCAGCACCGAGCCCACGCUGCCCACCAACCUCUCUGCCCGCCUGGGCCAGACUUACCCACCGCCUGGCACUUACUGGAACCGGAAGCAGUGGCAGCUGGGGGAGCUGCCCAGCGAGGACUGCCAGGCUUGGGGGGCUGCCACGGCAGCCGAGAUACUUGACUUGGACAGCUACCCUGAGGACCUGCACCGCUUCUUGCUGUCGGCGGCCUGCAGGAACUUCCCACGUUGGCUGCCCACCGGGAAGGCCAGCCCUGUGGCCGGCUGCUCUGCUUCCGAUGUCCCCUACCUGUUGUUGGCCGUGAAGUCAGAACCAGGGCGCUUUGCAGAACGACAGGCAGUGAGGGAGACCUGGGGCAGCAUGGCUCCUGGGGUCCGGCGCCUCUUCCUUCUGGGGUCCCCCCUGGGUGCUGGAGGACCUGACCUGGGCUCACUGGUGGCGUGGGAGAGCUGGCGCUAUGGGGACCUGCUGCUCUGGGACUUCCUGGAUGCCCCGUACAACCGGACACUCAAAGACCUGCAGCUGUUCGCCUGGCUGGGCCAGCACUGCCCUGAUGUCUCUUUUGUCCUGCAAGCUCAGGAUGAUGCUUUUGUGCACAUCCCCGCCCUCCUGCAACACCUGCAGUCCCUGCCACCUGCCUGGGCCCGGAGCCUCUACCUGGGUGAGGUCUUUACCAAAGCCAAACCCCUCCGGCAUGCAGGAAGACCCUUCUAUGUGCCAGAGUCCUUCUUCGAAGGCAGCUACCCAGCCUAUGCAAGUGGGGGUGGCUAUGUGAUUGCGGGGCGCCUGGCCCCCUGGCUGUUGCAGGCGGCAGGCCGCGUGAUGCCCUUCCCCUUCGAUGAUGUCUACACCGGCCUUUGCUUCCGUGCCCUGGGCCUGGUGCCCCGGGCCCACCCGGGCUUCCGCACCGCCUGGCCAGCAGGCCGCAGUGUAAACCCCUGCACCCUCCGAGGCCUGCUGCUCGUGCAGCCCCUCAGCCCCCAGACCAGCAUCCGGCUGUGGAGGCAGCUACGGGACCCCCGGCUCCAGUGCUGAGGCCCAGGGUGCUGAGGCUAGCUCCUGGGCUGAGAGAAUGCAGUGACCCCCUCCCCCUUCCCCAAUGGGUCCCCUUUGGCCAAUGACCUUGCAGACAGACUGGUUUUUGUCUACUUUGUCUUCGAAAAAUCUGCGCUCCCUACUCUGA